Python bivittatus (Burmese python) is the source of this 5620-nucleotide messenger RNA. RefSeq names its product BRCA1 associated ATM activator 1 (gene BRAT1). Gene Ontology annotation, cellular component: nucleus. Lineage: Eukaryota; Metazoa; Chordata; Lepidosauria; Squamata; Pythonidae. Gene Ontology annotation, biological process: cell population proliferation; positive regulation of protein phosphorylation; DNA damage response. The record is from RefSeq and is a predicted model, not a curated record.
CUGUAGCGUGCAGGCGCGGCGCUGCAGCGGGAGCGGCGUCUUCUCGCUCGCUUCCACCCCUCGCCUUCCGGGCGGCUUAAGCCUGCUCGGCGCUGCUGCCGGAGGCUCUCUUCGUCUGCCUCCCUUUGGAAGUCCUGGGGAGGGGGCGCCGCCCCGCGGGGACCCCGGAUUGGGCGCUGGGCCUGGGCUCGACUCCUCCCCCAGCAGCACUGCUUGCAUUGGGGCCAGCCAGGCCAGGGCGGCCCUUCUGCCUCUUCCCUGCGCGAGGGCAUUGAUGAGCUUAGCAGACGCGUGUGUGCGAUAGAAGGGGCGUGUGAACGUGGCCUGCAGUGAGAGGACCUAGCAGAAAGACCCCCCUCCCCGGGCAGCCAAGGAGCCCCUCUCUAAGUCGUGCCCCCUGGAUGCCAGCUCUCCUCCGUUCGCGAGGACACCCCGCAGGCUCCCUGCUCCCCAUGGACGCGAAAUGCUGCCAGCUCUUGCCUUCCGUUUGCACUGUCCUGGCCGACCCCAGGCACCCCGUGGCUGACGACACGUGUCUGGAAAAACUGCUGGACUGGUUUAAGGCUCUGGCCAGCCCCGGACCUAGCCUGCUGGUGUUAGAAGAAAACCCAUGUCUGAUCGAGCUGAUCCUCGCGGUGCUCAAACAAGGGAAACCAAAUCCCGUUCUUCUUUCUUUUGUCCUGCGGCUCACAGGGAUCCUCGCGGCUUCUGAAAGCAGUUUCCAGCAUCUGCAGCAACAGGAGGUGGUGUUUGGUGCCUUUGGAGAAGCAGGGCCCCUGGGCAGCCCACUGUGGGAAGACAUGACCAUUCGGAGCGGCUGGGUGCAGGGCGUCUACAUCAUGCUGCAGCAUUACAGCGCCUUCCAGUUUCUGUGCAACUCUGGAGCUCUAGAUGUGAUUUUCGCUCUUCAAGGAGACCCCAGCCUCUUCAUCGCUGCAGGGGCCAACCGGCUUCUUGCCCGCGUGCUCAUUUUCUCUGUAGAGUCUGAACCGUCUCGUCUUCUUAGUUCAAAGGACUGCGAUUGGCCAGCUUGUGCUCAAAUGAUGGUUGCCCGGGUUGAGGAUGCUCUCAAGUCCCACUCUUCCUCCCGGGUCCAGCAUUCCCUGAAGCUGUUAACGACGUUGUUUGAACACAACCAGGAUGCCUGGACUGAGAUAUUGUGGUCACGCAUAGCAGAAACUGUUGGAGCUCUCCUGACAGAGGAGCCAGUCCAAGCCGGACACUUGCUGGUGGAUUUAUUUCUCAGCAUGGCAAGGUCUCCUGCAUUUAGCUGUCAUGAAUGUAGUCUCUGGAAGCUGGUGGCACUUGCUCUGAAGAAUAUCAGUCUGGCUCAAGUCGGCCCUCUGGCACGGGGACUUUUGAAGCUUGACACAUGCCCACAGGCAAUUAAAGCCCAGAGCCUGACUGUCUUGCUCCAGCCAAUGGGCUGCAUCUUGAGAGCCUCUUCACAUCGCUUAGAAUUCCCAGGGUUGCUGGAUGAGGGCCUUUCUGAUGCUUCCUCUGUGGAGUCUCUUCUCUCUACCAGGUCUUCGUGUGCCAGUCUCCUGUGUCAGACUAUGGCUCAUCUCGAGGAGAUCCAGGAGUUGGCGUGCUUGGCAGUGGAAUUUCCCCACAAGUCUUUGUUAUGCUCUGUGGUGACCCUACUACAGUUUUGCACCGGUCUGGCUGUGCCAUCCUCUUCCUUUGGAGCUACAGUAGGCAACAUCUUGAUUGGCUGCUUUCGAGUUCAGAGGGCAGCCCUUAGCCUCCUAGGAGCCCUCUCGCGCUGGGCUGCUUCAGUUCACGGUGAAGAAAUGCUGCAAGUCUUUGACGUUCUUCUGGCGUACUUGCGAAGUCCGGAGAGUCGUCCUGUGAUUCUGAAGAAAGCCCUUCAAGGAACCCUAAAGUGGCUUCUGAGUGCCUUGGAUCCAUCCGUCUCCCUUGCCGAUUCCCAACAACACAGACAGUUUCUCAGAGAUACGGUGCAGGUGUUACAGAAACACAUGUGCAGUCCGAGCUGGGAAGUACGAGACUCUGCCCUGGAGUUUCUCAGCCUGGCGAUGAAGCACCUGAGAGGGCAAGACUGGUUUUGGCAAGAGCUACUCUCUUCAGAGGUAUCCAUGUUCCUAGAAGGCCUUCUGGAUGACACUGAGAGCUAUGUACGUGCCAGUGCUGUGAAGACCUUGGGGCAUUUCUCCCUCAUUGCCCACACUGGCUCAGAAAUACCUGUUUCUAAAAGCAAUGGGAGUGCUAAAGAGGUCAGUGUUGGUGCUCGCUUGCUGGAAAUCUUGUCUUCGGACUCCGAAGGUUUUCCUCGCAGGGCCGUCAUCAGUGUCUUCAUCGACUGGCUGAAAGAAGGACACCCCGAGGUCUUGGCUGCCCCCGAGGAGUUUGUUUCCCAAGCCCUUCAAGCUGUGGAUGGAGACUUGGACUGGGAAGUAAAAAUUCGUGCUUUGGAAUUGGUGGACAUUUUUAUCACCCAGACAUUUGGCCGGUUUGGGCUCCGGGAGAGCUCUGCUUCUUCUGGUUCCUUUCUUGCCAGACCGCCUGUCCAUCUCCCUGACUUGCUACAGAUAUUCUGCCAAAUGAAAAUGUUUGCUUUCCUUUUCAGAGCCCUUCAGGACUGCGACAGGCCAGUGGCGCUCAAAGCCUGUGAGGUCCUUCUGGCUCUGAAAUCAAACAUUUGCAAAGACAAGUGCCCGGAGCAGCAGAAAUCAUCACCUUUGGGAGAUGCUGCUCAGCUAAAGGAGGGGCCAACCGGGACCCGCUCUUCUCUUUUGAGCCUUCCGGUUGGGGAGGCUGCUGAAAAGAGUUGCAAAGAUCCAGAAAGGCUGCAGCUAAUACUAGAAUCGAUGGACCUGGAGAGUUUGCAAAGAACUCUGGAUGUAAGCAGUGACUACUUGGAGCGGAGUCCCCAGUCUCUCUUGCAGGAUAUCCUGUCUGCUGCAGGGAAUGCAGAGGAGAACAAAGCAGACUGCUAUUGAAAAGAUGGGCCAGAACCUGCCAACCAGCUUGGAAAAGUGGCAACUUUCAGAAUUGAAUUGCUGCAAGCGAGCACCCUCCACAGAUACCUGCAGAAAGUGGGCCUGCUAGAGUGAAUUAAACCCAAAACCCACAUGCAGGGAACUGUUGGGAAGAGUAAACCCCAAAGCAGCGCUUUCGGGCACUUGCACCAAAAAGCAAAACCCACACAAGUUUAUGGCGAAUGCGUAAUGAUCAAGGAUCCGCCUAACAGAAUCACCUAAGUGAAUCUGUAUCAUAGAGGCUUAUCUUGUAAAAUCGAGAACUGUCUGCUCUGAUAAAGAGAAUACGAUGAACAGAUGAAAUCUUUGGAAGUGGAUUCUGCUGGGGGUUUACUGUGUUAGCUGUUUCCUCUUUGAGCGAGCAGCCUGUUACCGAGGCAGAUCCAAGUAGCGCUCGGCUGGGUUUUGUCCUUGGGUAAUGAGCUACAGACCAUGCGUAGAAGAAAACAAGGCUCGCUGCUCGCCUACACGGUCCGUGCUAAAUCUUAGAAGCAUUUUCUGUGGUCAGAGGUCACCAUAAAUGGCUCCAUCUUCAGCCCUAUGGAUCACAGUCUUGGUGCAGUAGAGUUUAGGCUUAUUGCUCACCUUCACUCCUGCGGCAGAACAGUCUAACAAGCUGGCAAGAUUCCACUAUGACAAGGUUUGUGAAUCAGUCCACCGUGUCAGCUCCGCUGGCUGUGGCUUACCCAGUGGUGUCUCUCUAGAUCAGUAUUUCUCAGCCUUGGCAACUUUAAGAUGUAUGAACUUCAACUCCUAGAACUCCCAGCCAGCCAUGUUGAAGUCCACACUUCUUAAAGUUGCUAAGGUUGAGAAACACUGCUCUAGAUCGUCCCUAAAGCUAGUGUAGGAUUGUUUCUAGUAAUUUAAAAACAGAAUCACCAGAAGAUCCUCUUUGCUUUUCUACAUAAGGGACAAAUCCUUGGAGUAGGGAGGAUUAGAUUUAUGAGUAAGCCCCACUGGUGGUCCUGAAAAAAAAAUAAAAUCCUGGACUGAAUUUAUGCCCAGGGUGCUCCUCAUUUUGCAGAUCAUUGCCUGCUUCCUGAGCUGUUCUUUUAGACUUGGCUGCAAAUGGGACUCCAUUUAAGGACUCCAGUGAAAACCCAAAGGAAUUCUAGCAGCCUAAAGUCUGCCUGUUUAGGUUGAUGUGUUUGUGUGAAUUGCCCUGCAGAGGGAGUAUCUCUGGGCCUGGAUAGUUGCUUUAUGCCAAGCCAACAUCAUUGGUUUACUUUACUUUGGAAUUAGAAAGGAGGCCAUGAUCUAAUACAGUGUUUCUUCAACCUCAGCAAAUUUAAGAGGUGUGGACUUCAACUCCCAGAAUUCCCCAGCUUGAAGUCCACAUCUCAUAAUGUUGCUAAGGUUGAGAAACACUGAUGUAAUGGAAGAUUUCCAGGUGAUUUGCAGCAGAAAGUCAGGAGUUUUGACCAAGAAGAGCCACAAUAAAGUGAGACUCCCUGAUCUUAAGCCAUAUAUUGAAGGUAGCUGGGCAUGGCCCAAGUAUUGAUGGAAGAGCAGAGACACAAAACCUGUCUUCAGUUCUGGAGCUCAAGACACAUUUCUGAAGUCAGGAUUGCCUUUUGCACUGAGCUCAGCUGGUGGAUUUCUAGAUUUUAGUUUUAAAACAAUCCCUCUCCAGGGCUUCAGUAUCUUUCCAGCCCCAUCUGGAAAUGGCACAGGCUGAAUUGGGGGUCUCUUGCAUCAAAGCAGGUGCUCUAGAGGACUGGAGCGGGGGGGGGGACCUCCAUUUAAAAAAAGCAUUUCCUCAAGAUCCCGAACUGUCUCCAUCAACAGACUUCACUAGUGCAUUUCAUAAGACUCUACAGCAAAGGGAGAAAGGGGGAAAAUGGUAUCUGUUUCUGCUCCAAUUCAUGGGAGGGGGAGGUCAGCUGAAUUUGCUAUGGGCACGACCUGGCUCCCAAUUAUCAUUGUAAAUCAUAAAUAUAUAUAAUCACAAUUAAGAAAUCCUAGGGCAGAAAAUGGAGUGUUUAUUUGAGUUGCCGGGCUCCUCGAGCAGCAGCCUACAUCAGGAGGUAUGUAUUGAUGCCCAGAGAGCUGAACUCUGCCAUGACAGGCCACUUAAUUAUUAAAGGGCAGAAGCAAAACAAGACAUUCAAGUGACUGAGAGUGAUUUCAGGUCUUAAAUCAUGACAAGCAAAAGGGGAGGACGAUGCUGAUAACAGUCCUUUUAAAAUGCAUUUUCUUCCACGGACCCACCCUUAUUUCCUGCUGAAGAGCUGCAGAGGAUAAUGAUUACAAACCAUUCCGGAGCACGCUUGUGUUCUGGAAUGAUUACCGCUAAAUUCUUCCCUUCCUCGGGUGGUAAAUGUAGUUUUCUCACCCUGUUUUAUCAUCACAGCAAUUCUGUGAGGUAGAGCAGAUGAGAGAAAGUGCUUGGCUGCCUAGUCAAAUUAAGCAGAUAGGGCCAACGUUCACUGAUUUCUGUCGGCACAGUCAGAAUCAGAGGAAGUGGGGCAUUUCAGGCAUCAACAAAACCAGACAUUCUGCAGGACAUGUCUUGGCAUAUCAUUCGGUAAUUCGAAUGAAUGCGUAGUAGCCUCUGUCUUGGGCUAGUGGAGAGAGGAAAAUUCUUGAAUCAAAUCCUAGAUUUGUGCAGGUGAGGA